Tigriopus californicus is the source of this 780-nucleotide messenger RNA. RefSeq lists its product as uncharacterized. The record is from RefSeq and is a predicted model, not a curated record. Lineage: Eukaryota; Metazoa; Arthropoda; Copepoda; Harpacticoida; Harpacticidae. Gene Ontology annotation, biological process: DNA integration. The transcript has a single exon. Gene Ontology annotation, molecular function: nucleic acid binding. The coding region runs from base 1 to 780 and encodes 259 amino acids.
AUGGUGGAUCGAUUCAGUGGGUUUCCAUUUGUGGACCGAUUGCGCAAUCUGUCGUCGGCCACAGUGUGUAACGUUCUGUGCCGGUGGUUUUGCGAAGUUGGCUUCCCACUUUAUUUAAAGAGCGACGGUGGCCCGCAAUUUCGUGGAGAGUUUGAGGAUUUCUGCAUCAAGAAUAACAUUCGUUAUGAACGUUCCUCUCCCUAUAACUCGCAGAGUAACGGUUUGGCGGAGGCAGCCGUGAAGUCAAUGAAGAUAUUAUUGAAGAAAGUGGGGCAAAACGAAAAGGAGUUCCGAUCCGCCUUACUGGCUUGGCGGUCAACUCCUCGGCCUGAUGGAUUUAGUCCCGCCGUGGGAUUUUUCGGCCGAAACCUGCGAGGUCAGUGGCCAGAUGUCCGUGAGCCUUUGACGCCCGUGUUGUCACCAGAUUUUAUGGCCUCCAGAGAACGUACUCUGGAGCGAUGGAUAUACUACGACCGUGGCCAGAGUCUGCAACCCAUUCCCGUUGGAACACGCGUUUUAGUUCAAGAUUGCGUAUCAAAGAACUGGAUGAAGGGUGGUGAGAUCGUGAAGCAAUUUGAAAAUGGGCGUUCGUAUCGCGUCAGGAUGCCAGGUGGCGAGUAUUGGCGGAAUCGCCGCUUCUUGCGGAUUGAUAAUUCAUGCAAUCCGCCUCGGAAGCUCGAUCACACGGGUACCACAGAAGAAGUGACUUUAUCAUCUCCCCGUGGCAGUGGUCGAAUCCGUCGAGAUGUCUCGUUCCUAGGAAUAGAUCGUUUUGCUUAG